Triticum dicoccoides is the source of this 1246-nucleotide messenger RNA. RefSeq lists its product as uncharacterized. The coding region runs from base 64 to 993 and encodes 309 amino acids. Gene Ontology annotation, molecular function: carbohydrate binding. The transcript has 4 exons. NCBI's taxonomy places the organism in Eukaryota, Viridiplantae, Streptophyta, Magnoliopsida, Poales, Poaceae. The record is from RefSeq and is a predicted model, not a curated record.
UCACCCACACAAUAGAGAGAAGAACCUGUAGAUAGCUUUAGCUUAAGCUUCCUUGUUGUAGCUAUGGCUAAGUAUUUACAGAGUGCUCCUGUUAGCCAGGGAGCAUUGCAGCACAAGGAGUUUCUCUUAGAUGGCUUGUACAUGGAGCAGCGCCCCCAAGGAUCGCCGAAUCCGAACGAGGUCAUUAUAGUGAAUCCUGGCCUUCCUAUGAAGUUUGGCUGCACCGCGGCUACUGAUUGGACAAUAUAUGAUGGCAUUGGCCCCGACAAGAAGCUUGUGGCACAUGCACAGGGGGUACUUACGGGUGCUGGUGCAACCGAAGGAACCUGGUCCCUUUGUUUUAACAUGGUGUUCGUCGAUGAGAGGUUCAAAGGUUCCAGCCUUAAGGUGCUUGGAAAUAUGAGCUCACCACUAGAAGGUGAAUGGGCAAUCCUUGGUGGGACGGGUGAGUUUGCCUAUGCGCAAGGUGUUGUCUUGUUCAAGAUCCAAAAGUUUUAUGAGCUUCAGAUCCGCGUCUUGUGCCUCAACUUCUCGUCAUCCCUAUCAUUGCCUAUAAAGAUGGGGCCAUGGGGCGGAAAUGGAGGUUUCCCUCAAGACAUGACCGCAGGAAAGCCGUUGCGUCUACGAAGUAUGAGAAUAAACAGUGGCUCGCGCAUCUUUUCGCUUGAGUUUUCUUAUGUCGACAAACUUGGGAAGGUCCGCUCUGAAGGUCCAUGGGGUGGCAGCAGCGGAGGGAACUAUCAGACUAUUGAGCUAGGCCCUAAAGAGUUUGUGAAGCAAAUAUCGGGGACAAUUGACAACCUUGUGACUGAAACUGUUAUAACUUCUCUUGUUCUCGUCACCAACAUCAGAAAGUAUGGGCCUUACGGAAGUGUGCAGGGCACAAGUUUUGAUGCCACGGUACCGGAAAAUACAUGUGUUGUGGGCUUCUUUGGCAGAUCUGGUGGUGCACUUGAUGCAAUUGGCAUUUACCAUGGUCCCAUCGCAGUUUAGAGAAGGAUUCAUGUUUGUCCAUUAUGUUAUUUAUUUGAAAGCCGCGCUUGUUUUCCUCUAAAUUAGAACACGUUGGCGCAGCUUCCUUUGUGGCCAACAUUAGUUCCAGUGUUUGUGUUCCAAGAAUAAGAUAGCUUUGGUUUGGGUACGUCCUCCCAUAGCUUCCAUUGUCAGGGUUCCACGCUCCUUUUCUAGGUUGAGUUCUCUGUGGUCGCUUACUGUACUUAUCUAUUUGAAAUUAUGAAUAAUGUUA